Ramularia collo-cygni is the source of this 1707-nucleotide messenger RNA. RefSeq lists its product as uncharacterized. The record is from RefSeq and is a predicted model, not a curated record. Lineage: Eukaryota; Fungi; Ascomycota; Dothideomycetes; Mycosphaerellales; Mycosphaerellaceae. The transcript has 3 exons. The coding region runs from base 1 to 1707 and encodes 568 amino acids.
AUGGCUGACUUGCGCGCCAUUGUCAGUGAGGUGGAGGAUGCCAUGACAUCCACUCUGCCAACAGCCCUUCCUCGCAGCAGCUACAUCGCUCCCUCCGCUCUGCCCACCACCUCUUCAUUCCAGUUCGGCGUGGCCACUUCGCCUCCAUCGGACCCAAACAUCAUCAAAUUCACACCCAAGCUUCGCGUUCCGUUCUUCAGAGGCGCUGUCAAAACUGUGUUCAGCGACGACAUGUCCAGCGGUCCUCCUAACGAGCCCAACUUGUCUCCAGUCUCGACCGCUAAGCUCUCAACCCACAUGGUCGUCGCUUUGCCUGUCAUGGUCGCACUCAGCACCCCGGUCCCGGGCAACCCAUUCGAGCUUCUUGCGAAUGAGACGAUCCACAACAUCGCUAUCUUGGUUGACAGCGAUCAAGACCUCGUCCAUUUCAGCCAGAGCUGCAAGCAUGUGAACAGUCACAUCGAAGAGAAGGUCAAUUCCUUCUGGCGCGCGCGGUUCCUGUCCAAGUUCGAGAAGCCUCGUAACUACCAGGCGAAGAAGUGGGACAACCUGGAGUACAAGAGACAGUAUCAACACCGUCGAUCUGCGCUCAAGAACGGCGCUCUCUUCAAGAACGGCAAGACCGUGCCAGAGAAGGUGUGCUUGCAGGUUCUACGAGACCUCAUCAACGACUCCUUCUCCCAGCAGAAGUUUUUUGAGAAGAAGUAUCCUGAGAUAGUUUACGAGGAUGGUAACCUUGUCGCAAUCGUGCGAUUCUGCCAGAAUGAGAACAUCCUCCGAUCUCUUCUCGAUCCCCGCAACGCCCCAAAGCGCAGUUCCAUUGGCAACAAGCACACCACCGAUCCAUUGCUGCAGACCAUCCAGGCUGUUCUGUCUCCUCUUCUGCUGGCUGAUAUUGGCGCUGACGUGUCCGUCUUUCCCUCGAGUCAGAUUUCGGCCUACACUCCAGCCAUCACGCAGCCAAUCUUCCAGGGCUGCAACGGUGGCUCCAUCAAUAUGGAAUGGACGAUCCACCAGAUCAACUUCUGGAAGUACCACUUCACCCGCGAAGCAGAGAGCACACUCUUCACCGACAUCAGUGAGCUCGAAGGCGCAGACUUCCCGAAGCUGUGGAACUCCCAGCUAUCUCAGACCGGUGAUCCCGUCCUCGGCGAGAAUUGGAAGCAAAUCUCUGCCUUCCUGUCGCCCGAUGAGAUCUACACCAUUCGCGGGGAUGACCCUCCUGAUGACAUCCAGGAUGAGUUCACCGGCGCCGACAGCGGUGGUGCGAUCCAGGAUCUCGUCAUCAAGAUGUCGCCUCACGACAACACCUCAGCAGGAAACACCGCCAUGAUCAAGCAUAUCCUCAAUGCCCACCGCCCGUCGAAGCGUGCUAAGACUCGCUCCGACCCCAAGGAUGAUGCUCCAGAUGCCAAGCCAAACACAUUCCGCAUCAAGCACCCGCGCGGCGCUGAUGGUCAGUGGAUCGCUGAUGGUUGGAUCGAGUCACUACCUUCGCAGAGUAGCAUUUCUGGCUGGCAGCGCUUGUCGAUGACGAAAUUCUGGGUGGAUACAAGCGGCGAGAUCGAUUAUGAAACCAUGUGGGCCUACGAGGGCGUCGUGCUUCCCGGUGGACGUCUCAUUGUCGGCAGAUGGUGGUCUCCUAACGAGAGCGCCAAUACCGAGAAGCAGUACUCCGGUCCCUUCAUCAUGUGGAACACCGACUGA